ACCCGCGUAUUCGUCUCUCUCCUACCACAUCCCACAUCGACCAAGACCACCGUCGCGCACGAUGACGACGACGGAAUGGAAGACGACGCCGUUCGCGCCCGACCCGUCCAAGCCGAUCCGGGAGCAGUUCGAGGCCUACAUCGUGCAGCUGCAAGAGCAGAUCGUCGCCGCCUUCGAAUCGCUCGACCCCGCCGCGCCCGCCUUCCGGCGCGACGCCUGGCUGCGGCCCACGGGCGGCUCCGGGCGCUCCUGCGUCUUCGCCGUCCCCGACGCGUCCUCGCCCGCCUUCGCCGCGCUCUCCCCCGCCGCCCGCGCGCACGCGCGGGACACCGUGCUCGAGAAGGCCGGCGUCAACGUCUCGAUCGUGCACGGCCUGCUCCCGCCCGCCGCGAUCAAGCAGAUGCGCGCGGACCACGCGGGCAUCCCGUACGACCCCGAGUCGGGCAAGAGCCUGCCGUACACCGCGCAGGGGCUCAGCCUCGUCGUGCACCCCCGCAACCCGCGCGCGCCGACGGUGCACAUGAACUACCGCUACUUCGAGAUCUGCGAGGCCACCCCCGAGGACGGCCGACCCCCUCCGCGCGGCGAACCCGUCGCGUGGUGGUUCGGCGGCGGCGCCGACCUCACCCCGUCCUACCUCUACCCGGACGACUGCGCCCACUUCCACUCCACCCUCAAGACCGCGUGCGACGCGCACAGCGCCGCCUUCUACCCGGCCUUCAAGCGCUGGUGCGACGAGUACUUCUUCAUCCCGCACCGGGGCGAAUCCCGCGGCGUCGGCGGCAUCUUCUUCGACGACCUCUCCUCCGACGCGCACAAGCGGAUCCCCUCCGACGAUGACGACGACGACCACGCGAUCGCGCGACCCCGCACCCCGGAGGCCCUCUUCGCCUUCGCGCGCAGCGCGGGCGACGCCUUCAUACCCUCCUACCUCCCCAUCCUCGCCCGCCGCGUAAACGAGCCCGCGACGGAGAAAGACAGGCGGUGGCAGCUCAUCCGCCGCGGGCGCUACGUCGAGUUCAACCUCGUCUACGACCGCGGGACCAAGUUCGGGCUCAACAUCCCCGGCGCGCGCGUCGAGAGCAUCCUCAUGAGCCUGCCCGAGGUCGCACGGUGGGAGUAUAUGAGCGAUAUGGGCGAGGAGGAGGGGAGCGAGGAGGCCGCGCUACUCGAGGUCGUGCGCAAGCCGGUCGAAUGGGUGUAG
Punctularia strigosozonata HHB-11173 SS5 is the source of this 1204-nucleotide messenger RNA. RefSeq names its product Coproporphyrinogen oxidase. Gene Ontology annotation, molecular function: coproporphyrinogen oxidase activity. The transcript is spliced from 2 exons. Lineage: Eukaryota; Fungi; Basidiomycota; Agaricomycetes; Corticiales; Punctulariaceae. Gene Ontology annotation, cellular component: mitochondrial intermembrane space; cytoplasm. The record is from RefSeq and is a predicted model, not a curated record. Bases 62 to 1204 code for a protein of 380 amino acids.